CUCUAGGUAGAAAUAUCUGUCGAAGAAAAAGUAUGAAGACGAGAGGCAACGAAUCAAUAAUCUGCAUCCUCACAAUCCACAAACAAGAAGCGUUGAACCUAUGGCACUUCUUCGAAAUACCCACUUAUCAGUUCUUCUUGUCUUGCUAUUUUGCUUUUGUUUAGAGUUUGGCUCUUCCACAGACACCAUCACAGCCGCUAAAUUCAUCAGCGACCCUGAAACCAUAAUCUCCAAUGGGGGUUCCUUCCAACUGGGAUUUUUCAGCCCUCCAAAUUCUACCUAUCGCUAUGUUGGGAUAUGGUAUUCUAACAUUUCUGUGACCCCUGUCAUAUGGGUUGCAAACAGAAACCAGCCCCUCAAGAAUUCCUCUGGAAUUCUCGCCAUAUCCAAAGAUGGCAAUCUGGUAGUAUUAGAUGGGCAAAAGAAGGUUCUUUGGUCAUCAAGUUUAACAAAUUCUGUUGUUAAUUCGAGUGCCCAGCUUUUAGAUGAUGGAAACCUUGUCUUGCAAGGAAAUGCUACAGGGACAAUCAUAUGGGAGAGUUUUCAACAUCCUUGUGAUACAGUCCCGUCAAAGAUGGAAAUUAGUACUAAUGUUACAACAGGCAAGAAAGUGCAGCUGACAUCAUGGAAAAGUCCUUCUGAUCCAUCCAUUGGAAACUUCUCUGCCGCUAUUGAUGUUCGUAAUCUUCCUGAAUUUUUGGUUUGGAAAGACAGUAGCCCAUAUUGGCGGAGUGGUCCAUGGAACAGCCGGAUCUUUAUUGGAAUACCGGACAUGCAUUCUUCAUAUCUUAAUGGAUUUAGUCUUAAAGAUGAUAAAGAAGGAACAUUCUCUUUAACUUUUUCCUAUUCGAGCAUACCUUUCCCGACAAAAUUUGUCUUGAAUGCGCAAGGAAAUCUACUGCUAACAUAUUUCGACAAUGGGGAGGAUUGGAAGGUCCAGUGGUCAGCUUGGAAGAGCGAGUGCGAUGUUUAUGGCAAGUGUGGGGCAUUUGGAAGCUGUAAUCCACAGAAUUCACCAAUUUGCAGCUGUUUAUGGGGGUUUGAGCCAAAGAAUACAGAAGAAUGGAACAGAGAAAAUUGGACUAGUGGAUGUGUGAGGAGGAGACCCUUGCAGUGUGAGAGGGUGAACAAUGGCAGUGAAGGGGAAAAAAAAGAUGGAUUUUUGAAACUGACGAUGAUGAAAAUCCCAGACUUGGCAGAUUGGUCAUCUACUUCGGAAGAAAAAUGUAGAACCCAAUGCUUGGAGAAUUGUUCAUGUAUAGCUUACGCAUAUGAUUCUGGCAUUGAUUGUAUGACAUGGACAAGAAGCUUAAUUGACUUACAGAAAUUCGCGAGUGGCGGAGCUGAUGUUUAUGUUCGUUUGGCCGAUUCAGAACUUGAUAAAGAGGGAAAUGUAAAAGUAAUCGUCACAGUCACAGUGAUCACAGGAGUAAUAUUCACUGGCAUCUGUACUUUCAUAUUGUGGUAUUGGAUGGCUAAACAAAAAGCAAGGAAAAGGAAAACGAAGAUGUUUUCGUUCCCGCAUCAAAAGUUUUCUGGUGAAGACAAUCUUGGAGACAACGUGAACCAAGUUAAACUCCAAGAGCUACCAUUAUUCAAUCUUCAGGAGCUGGCAAGUGCAACAAACAACUUCCAUCAAUCAAAUAAGCUUGGGCAGGGUGGAUUUGGUCCCGUAUACAGGGGGAAAAUGUCAGAUGGACAAGAAAUUGCAGUAAAAAGACUUUCAAGAGCCUCUGGACAAGGGCAAGAAGAAUUUAUGAAUGAGGUGGUGGUGAUCUCUAAACUCCAACACCGGAAUCUCGUUAAACUCCUUGGUUGCUGUGUUGACGGGGAAGAAAAGAUGUUGGUCUAUGAAUACAUGCCAAACAAAAGCUUGGACGCAUUUCUUUUUGAUUCAGUCAAACCAAAGCUACUAGAUUGGAGAAGACGAUUCAACAUUAUCGAGGGAAUCAGUCGAGGUCUGCUGUACCUUCAUAGGGAUUCUAGAUUAAGGAUUAUUCAUAGAGAUCUAAAGGCAAGUAACAUCUUGUUGGAUGAAGAGCUAAAUCCAAAAAUAUCAGAUUUUGGCAUGGCUAGGAUUUUUGGGAGCAAUGAAGAUCAAGCCAAUACUAAAAGGGUCGUUGGAACAUACGGCUACAUGUCCCCUGAAUAUGCAAUGGAAGGGCGAUUUUCAGAGAAAUCAGAUGUCUUCAGCUUUGGAGUGUUGUUACUGGAGAUAGUUAGUGGAAGAAGAAACUCUAGCUUUUAUGAUGAUGAGCAGGCCAUGAACAUUCUAGGAUUUGCAUGGAAAAUGUGGAAUGCAGAUGACGUAAUGGCGUUAACAGAUCCAAUGAUACGUGAAGCACACUUUAAAAUGGAAAUUUUGAGAUGCAUACAUGUUGGGCUGCUGUGUGUGCAAGAGUUUGCUAAAGAUAGGCCAACUGUAUCUAUUGUUAUUUCCAUGCUUAAAAGUGAGACUAUUGAUUUGCCUCUUCCAAAGCAACCUGCAUUCAUCGAAAGACAAAUUGCCCCACAUGCUGGCUCCUCUCAACACAACCCAAGUACAGGCUCCCUUAACAAUGUUACUGUUACAAUGGUGGAGGGCCGAUAACUUGCAUGUGUUCUUUGAAAAAACCACUUUGUGCUUAUACAUGUUGAAAGACUUUCAUGGUUAUAUUGCCUCUAGAAGGAGAAGCCUUUCCCUAGGGUCAUUUACUCCUAGAUUUUUGUUACUCCCUUACUCAUGUUGUUACAUAUCUGUGGAGAUAUA
Molecule: messenger RNA, 2749 nt
Organism: Alnus glutinosa
Lineage: Eukaryota; Viridiplantae; Streptophyta; Magnoliopsida; Fagales; Betulaceae
Product: G-type lectin S-receptor-like serine/threonine-protein kinase At1g11330
Exons: 7
Coding region: 101-2590 (829 amino acids)
Biological process (GO): recognition of pollen; protein phosphorylation
Molecular function (GO): ATP binding; protein serine/threonine kinase activity
Source: RefSeq, a predicted model, not a curated record